Colletotrichum tamarilloi is the source of this 1203-nucleotide messenger RNA. RefSeq names its product CFEM domain-containing protein. The record is from RefSeq and is a predicted model, not a curated record. The transcript is spliced from 8 exons. Lineage: Eukaryota; Fungi; Ascomycota; Sordariomycetes; Glomerellales; Glomerellaceae. The coding region runs from base 1 to 1203 and encodes 400 amino acids.
AUGCGGACAACCUUGGUGGCCCUUCUCGUCGGUGUGACGAAAAUCUUCGCCCAACAGCCAACUCUACCCGAUGUUCCCGGUCUUUCACUCGACGAUAAUCCCCCAUGCGCUGAUGACGACUUCAUCAAAUUCGUGGAAGGAUGUGUUGUUAUGAGCUGCCCGCUGAAAUACGCCAUCAUCACGCAAAAUAUCACCUGGACCGCGUGUGAUUUCCCUCUGCACAAUGAGGUACCAGCCACAAAAGUAGCUCGGAUCGUUCUGUUCGCGAUGCUUCCAACACUCGCCAUCAUCCUUCGGCUGAUAACGAAGUUUGCUCGGUUAUCGCCGUGGGGUUGGGAUGACUAUACUAUUAUUGUGGCAUACAUUAUACUUGUGGCGUACGUGUCAUUGCACGUCUUUCUCGAGGAUAACGGUGCCGGGAGAGAUCUAUGGACUCUCAGUGACUCAGAGAUUACCCAUUUCUUCAAGGUAUUCGACGCCUGCCGCGUCUCCGCGGACGGCUUCUAUGCACUACAAACAUUAUAUCAUUCCUGCAUCGACAUCAUCAAGGCAUCGAUUCUCUUCAUGUACCUUCGAAUUUUUCAUCUGCCUGGCGAAAAGAUCACCAUUGCGUUGUGGGUCACGCAGGCCCUUAACCUCAUGAACGGCGUCAUCUUCAUCUUCGUCGGCCUGUUCCAGUGCAAUCCCGUGAGUCUUGCAUGGACCUUCUGGACAGGGGAUGCGACUGGGAAGUGUAUGAACAUUGUAUAUCUCGCGCUGGCACACGCAGGGAUAAACAUUGCGCUGGACAUUUGGAUGCUCAUCCUACCCCUGACACAAGUUUGGGGCAUGAAUCUGGCUCGCCGCAAGAAGUUUGCGAUCAUGUUCAUGUUCAGUCUCGGUCUGUUUCUCACAGUUGUAAGCUGCAUCCGAAUCAAAGCAAUCUUGGACUUUAGGAAAGAUCCGCUCAACCCUACCGUGGCCAUGAUGCCGAGCGUCAUUUGGACGGACCUUGAGCUUUACGUUGGAAUUUUCACAGCUUGCAUACCGACUCUUCGUCAAUUCUUUGUUCGGUUCAUCCUUCAACAAUCAGAAAAGAAGAAGCGUUUGAGUUCAGCUGCGGCUGAGUAUAGAGGCUCAAUGCUCACGCCCAAGAAGGGCGGGUCGCAGCAAAUGAGCGAGCUCGACACCAUAGACGAGAGCAGCCACCAUAAUUCUCCAUAA